CCUGUGUGUUCUUCUUCUCCCCCGUUGUCUAUUUUCUCCUCUCCACAGCCGCCACCACCUCCAAUCACUUCCUCCACUAUUGCCAUCGCCGCCGCCGCCGCCACCACCACUCUUGACAACUUGUAUACACUUCAAGAAACCAUACUGCAGCCCAUCUUUUUCUUCAAAUACCCAUCCAACUUAAACCCUUCUGAAUUUCUUCUACUGCGUUUUCAAAGCUAUCUUUCUCUCUCUCUCUAGUUGAUCUAAAAUGACAGGAGGAGGAGAUACUACAUUAAGAGAGCUCCAUCAACAUCAAACACCCACAUGGGCCGUUUCUUUAGUUUUUGCGGUUAUCAUUUUAAUUUCUACAAUAUUGGAGAAAGUUGGUCACCAUGUUGGAGAGAAAAAAGAAUGGAUAUCUCAGGUACCAAAGAAUUAGCUGAAACUGCAAUGGAUUAUGAUCGAGCAAAAGAGCUGAAGGCUUUUGAUGAUACAAAAGCUGGUGUCAAAGGACUAGUUGAUGCUGGAAUUGUGAAUAUCCCUAAGAUAUUCAUUCGACCACCUGAUGAGCUUGCUCAGGAGUUGAAUUGCUUUAAGACCCGUUUACAAGUUCCUGUCAUAGAUCUAAGUGGCAUAGAAAACGAUGAUCGACACAAGGAUAUUGUUGAUGAAAUUCGGAUUGCUUCAGAGAAGUGGGGCUUUUUUCAAGUGGUUAAUCAUGGGAUACCCUUAAGUGUGCUAAAUGAAAUGAUCAAAGGGGUACAGUCGUUUCAUGAACAAACUUUUGAGGUAAAGAAAGAAUUUUAUUCUCAUGAUCGAAUGAGAAAAGUGAGGUUGGAAAGCAAUUAUGAUCUGUACCAAUCAAGAGCUGCUAAUUGGAGGGACACGUUGACCAUUAAUAUGGUGUUUUCUGAUCAACUUGACCCUGAUGAAGUGCCCGUGGCUUGCAGAGAUACAACAAUUGAGUACAUCAAGAAUGUUUCAAAGUUAGGAGAUACCCUCUUCGAGUUAUUAUCAGAGGCGCUUGGCCUCAAAGUGGACCAUCUAACAGACAUGGAAUGUUCUAAAGGGGGUACUUUUGUUUGUCACUACUAUCCAGCAUGCCCAGAGCCAGACCUAACCCUGGGGGUUAGCAAGCACUCUGAUCCUGCCUUCCUCACAAUUCUUCUACAAGAUCAAAUUGGAGGGCUUCAAGUCUUGUAUGAAAACCAGUGGGCUGAUGUUCAACCCAUUGUAGGAGCUUUAGUUGUUAACAUCGGGGACCUUCUCCAGAUUAUAUCAAAUGACAAAUUUAGAAGUUCCGACCACAGAGUGGUGGCCAACAGUGUCGGACCAAGAAUUUCCGUGGCAUGUUUUUUCACAGGUGUUGCUGUUCCUGCAAAGCUGUAUGGCCCAAUUGAAGAGCUGAUAUCAGAAGAAAGUCCCCCAGUAUAUAGAGAAUUUCUAGUACGUGAAUAUCUUAGCAAAUUCUUUUCCAGGGCACUUGAUAAGUCUGGGCUUGAUCAUUAUAAGCUAUGAAGCUGCAAAAAUACCAGAGGACUGAUUUCCACAAAUUAUACACUGUAAUAGAUAAAGAACUCUGGUGGAGGACCUCUAUGUGUUUUGUGUAUUUGUUUCCUACAAACUAUUGCAAAUUCUGGUUGUUUAUAGAACAGCCAAAUCAUACAGUAUUAUAAUUAGUAAAUAAUACCAGUUCUGGUAAGGAUUAUUAUUUGU
Cornus florida is the source of this 1698-nucleotide messenger RNA. RefSeq names its product 1-aminocyclopropane-1-carboxylate oxidase homolog 1-like. The coding region runs from base 307 to 1500 and encodes 397 amino acids. The record is from RefSeq and is a predicted model, not a curated record. NCBI's taxonomy places the organism in Eukaryota, Viridiplantae, Streptophyta, Magnoliopsida, Cornales, Cornaceae. The transcript has 4 exons.